AUGCGUCUCUUCCACUCUCCGAUAACGUCCCUAUUCAUCCUCCUGUCCAUCCCCAAUCCGAUCCUGAGCGCAAAGUCCUCCGCAACCUCCUUCUGCAAAUGUAUCUGCUUCAACAACAGCACCAUCAUCGCCCUGAACCCACCGCCGUCCUCAUCGCAGUCUCCCUCCCUUCACAACCUCGACAUCCGCUCGCCAGACACAGAUCCUGACUCAUUCGACUCAUAUCCUGAACCUGACUCUGGACCUGUGACCCGAAGAGAACCCGCCGAUUCGACGCGACCACACCAUAAACCUACCUGCGCAGACUGCACACGCGCAUUUUGUCUCGACUAUAAUCUCCCAAUAUGCAAGAAUGCAAGAGAUGAGGAUGUCUUCACGACUUGCUUCCAGCGCGACUCGCUGAAAGACGAAGCCGUCGUCGUUAUCUUCGUCUUCGCGACUGCAGGUCUUCUCGCCUGGGCCCUGGUGAAACCCUGGAUCGAUCGACUGCGCGAACGAAGUACCUUCAUACCUCUGCCGCAACAUGAGAGCCCUCGCCCGAGCAACAAUAACAUCACAAAUAAACCACAGCGCCGAACCGGACCUGGCUUAGAUACAGGCACAGGGAGUGGCAUUGGUGGUGGAAGAGGAGAGAGGCACUUCCCUACCGACAUGCACGCUGAGCAAGGUACAGCUGAUAUCGUAUCAGGGAUCGGUUCUGGGUCCGGGUCGGCGUCUCGUCCUUUGAGCUAA
Rhinocladiella mackenziei CBS 650.93 is the source of this 732-nucleotide messenger RNA. RefSeq lists its product as uncharacterized. NCBI's taxonomy places the organism in Eukaryota, Fungi, Ascomycota, Eurotiomycetes, Chaetothyriales, Herpotrichiellaceae. The transcript is spliced from 2 exons. The coding region runs from base 1 to 732 and encodes 243 amino acids. The record is from RefSeq and is a predicted model, not a curated record.